AUGGAAGCCGAGCUGAAUGAGACCGUUCCCUGUACCAAUGAGACCCUGGGCAACAUGUUUGUCCAGCCCACAUGGCAAGUGUGUCUCUGGGCAAUCGCCUACUCGGUUAUCGUGCUGACGGCGGUGUGCGGCAAUGUGAUCGUCGUGUGGAUCAUUCUGGCGCACCGGACAAUGCGAACUGUCACCAACUACUUUCUGGUGAACCUGGCGGCGGCGGACGCCUCCAUGGCUGCCUUCAACACCGCUUUCAACUUCAUCUAUGCCGUUCACAAUGACUGGUACUUUGGUCUACACUACUGCCGCUUCCAGAACUUUCUGCCCAUCACAGCCGUCUUCGCCAGCAUCUACUCGAUGACUGCCAUCGCCUUGGACAGAUACAUUGCCAUCAUCUACCCCCUGAAGCCGAGACUUUCAUCCAGCUCAACGAAGAUAGUGAUUGUUGUCAUUUGGCUCCUGGCUCUGGCCCUAGCAUUCCCACAGUGUUUUUAUGCUCGGAUAGAGUACUUGGGCAGCAGAAUCAUCUGUAUAGUGGACUGGCCUGGAGACGUUGGAGGACAACAUCAACUGGCGUACCAGCUGGUGGUGAUAGCAUUGAUUUACCUGAUGCCACUGAUAGUCAUGGGAGUCACAUACACAAAGGUGGGAUUAACACUAUGGGCCAGUGAAAUACCUGGAGACUCAACAGAGAGAUAUCAUGAGCAGCUAAAAGCAAAACGAAAGGUCGUAAAGAUGAUGAUUGUCGUGGUUUUGACCUUUGCCGUUUGCUGGCUGCCCUACCACUUGUAUUUCAUCCUGGGAAGUUUUAACAAAGACAUCUACUUUAAAACAUACAUCCAACAAGUGUACCUGGGGAUAUUCUGGCUUGCCAUGAGCUCCACCAUGUAUAACCCCAUCAUUUACUGCUGCUUAAACAACCGGUGA
Messenger RNA from Mobula hypostoma (lesser devil ray), 921 nucleotides. RefSeq names its product tachykinin receptor 2 (gene tacr2). Bases 1 to 921 code for a protein of 306 amino acids. Gene Ontology annotation, molecular function: substance K receptor activity. Gene Ontology annotation, biological process: positive regulation of flagellated sperm motility; G protein-coupled receptor signaling pathway. The record is from RefSeq and is a predicted model, not a curated record. The transcript has 4 exons. Lineage: Eukaryota; Metazoa; Chordata; Chondrichthyes; Myliobatiformes; Myliobatidae. Gene Ontology annotation, cellular component: sperm midpiece; plasma membrane.